This is a messenger RNA of Clarias gariepinus (North African catfish), 1849 nucleotides long. RefSeq names its product BOLA class I histocompatibility antigen, alpha chain BL3-7-like. Gene Ontology annotation, biological process: immune response. The transcript is spliced from 7 exons. NCBI's taxonomy places the organism in Eukaryota, Metazoa, Chordata, Actinopteri, Siluriformes, Clariidae. Gene Ontology annotation, cellular component: external side of plasma membrane. Bases 173 to 1225 code for a protein of 350 amino acids. The record is from RefSeq and is a predicted model, not a curated record.
UCCACUAAAAUCUCACAGCUCUAAACAACUCGCUGUUUCUAAAAACAAAAGCAAUGCGGAAUGUUACUUUCUCUUACUGAGUUUAACAAAAAUAAAAUGAAUUUAAAAAAGUUAAACAGAGUAAAAUUGAAUAAAAGAGAGUUCUGUACUGUAUGAGAGUUUAUACUGAGAGAUGGGCCGCGGCAGUGCAGUUAUAAAAGCUCUGGUUUUCUUCUCAUUUUCUCUUCAUCUUUCAUCAGCAGUCACACACUCUCUGCAGUACCUCUACACUGCUGUUACACCAGGAAUACAUUUUCCAGAAUUCACUGUUAUGGGUCAGGUGGACGGAGAGGCAUUCGAGUACUAUGACAGUAACAUUAGGAAUGCGACCCCAAAGACAGAGUGGAUACAGAAGAUUACUGUAUAUGAGUCAGAUUACUGGAAAAGACACACACAACUUUAUCAGUUUUUGGAGGAAAAAUUCAAAACUGGUCUAAAUAUGACACUACAGCACUUUAAUCACACUACAGGUGUUCACACGGCACAGUUGAUGUACGGCUGUGGGCUCGAUGAUGACGGCACCACUAGAGGACACGCGCAAUUAGGAUAUGAUGGAGAAGAUUUCCUCAGUCUGGAUCUAAAAACUAAAACCUGGAUUUCAGCCAAACCUGGAGCUGAGAUUAACAAACAGAUUUUGGAUUAUAUUAAUGAUUUAACCACUGAUGGCCAGGUGAACUACAUGAACACCACCUGUAUUAAGAGGAUAACGACGUAUGUCUCUUAUGGCAGAGAGACUCUGAAGAGUAGAGUCCUUGUCAAGGUGUCAGUGUUCCAGAAACACUCGUCUCCUUCUCCAGAGGUGGUGUGUCACGCUACAGGUUUCUUUCCCAAAUCACUAAAUAUUACUUGGCAGAAGGACGGAGAGGACGUUCAUGAGGACGUGGAGCUGAGAGAGACGUUACCCAACCAGGAUGGAAGCUUCCAGAAGAGAAGCAUUCUGAAAGUCCCAGCUGAGGAGCUGCAGAAACACACCUACACCUGCGUGGUUCAGCACAGCAGCUUGGAGAAGGAGUUAGUGCGAGAAGUACCAAAAGGUGGAGGAUCGAUUGCUAUCAUCACUGCUGUAGUCGCGGCUCUCGUCGCCGUUGGUGCUGGAAUUGUGGUCUGGAAGAAGAAGAACUCUGGCUUCAAACCUGUUCCACCCAAACCCUCCUCUGAAGGAGAUUCUUCAACCAACAACUCUUAAAGUCUGACUGUGUGACUUCCUGUUGAACUGAAAGGGAGAAGGAUCAUGGACACACAAACACACUAUGCUUGGACUAAAGUGUAAAAAUUAAAGUUCACAACUCAAGUAUAUUUAUGUCCUAUUUUGGAAACAUGUAACUGUCAGUAUUUUGUCAUUAAUGUUAACACUUGAAAUACACUUAGAGUAUAAAGAACUUUAAUUAGGAAAUACUCUCUUAAACAUUAUUACUGAUAUUUGACCUUGCUAUGACCUUGGUAUUAUUUUGUUCAAGUCCAAAAGCUAAUCAGUUUAUUUGUGUGUUUUUUUUUUUUUUAUAUAAUAGAAAUUCCAUAUACAGUUCCCUGUAACACACCACAAUGGACUUGUAUGUGAUUGGUGUGUAGACUUCAACAAAAACAUUACAUUAACCAUUUAGGUCCUUUAUUCACAAACUCAUUUUCAUAGGCUCAAAAUGAAAUGGAGAAAACUUAAUCAUUAUUAUAAAUAUUAUUUGUAAUACCUGGGUGUAAAUGCUGUUGCAGUCAGUGAUGCCCGUCUAGAGUCCGUAGACAUUUCCAUAUGCUGAGUUUUCUUUAUCUUUGCUUGAUUGCAGAUUCAGUUCUGUGUGUGUGUGUGUGUGUGUGU